This is a messenger RNA of Electrophorus electricus (electric eel), 1855 nucleotides long. It is a transcript of the gene samd1a, whose product is annotated as sterile alpha motif domain containing 1a. Gene Ontology annotation, cellular component: nucleus. Gene Ontology annotation, molecular function: chromatin binding; histone binding; DNA binding. NCBI's taxonomy places the organism in Eukaryota, Metazoa, Chordata, Actinopteri, Gymnotiformes, Gymnotidae. Gene Ontology annotation, biological process: negative regulation of DNA-templated transcription. The record is from RefSeq and is a predicted model, not a curated record.
GCUCCUCUCAAACGGGCUCGGACCGCGGCUUCUGGACGGACCGUCACAGCGAGGAUAACGCGUGCGUGCGUGCUCCAUUUCACCCCGUCGACCCGUUCAGUCGGGAAUCAUGUCCGAACCGAGGUAUCGCGAAUGGAUUCUGGAGACCAUAGACUCGCUGAGGUCGAGGAAAGCACGUCCGGACCUCGAGAGAAUUUGCAGAAUGGUCCGAAGGCGGCAUGGGUCCGAGCCGGACCGAACCUGUUUGGAGCUGGAGAAACUGAUCCAGGAGCAGACGGUGCUGAAAGUGAACUACAAGGGCUCGGUCUCCUAUCGGAAUGCGGCCAAGGUGCAGAGAGGUAGGCGAAAACUGGAGCAGGCAACUAUGAGAGCCGCGGUAAAACACGCGUCACUCCCCGACCUGAACAACGGCGACAGCGCUCUCGGUCCCACGGAUGAGGACCAGAUGGAGGACAUGGAAGAUGAGCUGUCCACCACAGCUGGGCUGGACAGCAGCAUGGACGAGGAGGACGUCAGCCUGGACGCAUCGGCCAUGCAGAAGACCACAGACUCCGGCGUCGGCAUGAGCCCCAACCCUGAGGCCUGUGACGUCCAGGCUGCAACCCGUGCUUCCGGAAGCUCCCCGAGUUCCGGCCCCCCAGAGCAGGGCCUAGAUGCCACCCACAGCCCCCCUGAGCACACGCAGCCUGCAGCUCAACGAGACACAGGGUCCCCGGAGCUGGAGCUGGUGCGCCAGCCAGCAGCCAUCUGUCCGUCGGCUCAGCGGAGCGCAAUGGCAGGGGAGGAGGGGCCAAGGGCCGGGGAGAGCGCGCUCACGCCUGAUCAGCUGCUGCCCGAGUGCAGAGCCUCUCCGCACCUGGAUGAGGCGGUUGGCUCCGGCCAGGCACCCCACAAAGGCCCCGCCCCCACGCAGGAGGGCAAGAAGUGCAGUAAAGGGGAAGAUGUCGCCUGCAGUAAAGGGGAGGACGUCGCCUGCAGUAAAGGGGAGGACGUCGCCUGCAGUAAAGGGGAGGACGUCGCCUGCAGUAAAGGGGAGGACGUCGCCUGCAGUAAAGGGGAGGACGUCGCCGGAAUAGAACCGGCAAAGAAUGCAGGGCUGAAGAGAGGAACCCUGGUGAAGGCCGAGGAGAUGGCCCAGGACCCGCUGCAGUGGAGCGUGGCAGAUGUGGUGAGCUACUUCACCGCCGCGGGCUUCCCCGAGCAGGCAGCAGCCUUCAGGACUCAGGAGAUCGACGGCAAGUCCCUCCUCCUGAUGCAGCGCAGCGACGUGCUGACAGGCCUGUCCAUCAGACUCGGCCCCGCCCUCAAGAUCUACGAGCACCAUGUCAAAGUGCUGCAGAGGAGCCAUUUCCAGGAAGACGGCGACGUCUUCUCCUAGCCACGCCCCCAGCUGCCUCCGAAGGCCGACUGAAACCCACCCAGCGCGCGGGGGGGGGGGGCUCCGUCAAGGGGCAGAGAAAGGACUCGCUAUCCUCUGACUCCUACCCCCUCUCCCACAGGCUGAAUGAUGACCUCACUGCAGGUCAUAAUUUGCCUCCUCUUCCCCCCUUCUGGUUCUCACCCUCCUCCUCUUCACACGGCUGUUGACACCACCCAGCUGUGGAAUGGUGGUACCAUGUUUAUUGGGGGGAGGGGCCUUUUGGGGUUUGUUUUUUUUUUUUGAAGGGGGGUGUUGAGAUUUUUCCUCCACCAGUAUUGUUUUUCUUAUGCUUUACAGUAUCUCAGUAAUAUAUUUUGUUUGUGAAAUUAUAUAGAUUUUCCCCAUUCAUUUUAAUAUGUACAGCAGUGGGGUGUAUGUCCCUGGUUAAAUGGGAAUGUCGAGUUGGGAAAUAAAAUCCAGUUUCAGAAAGUGGCA